Sinocyclocheilus rhinocerous is the source of this 347-nucleotide messenger RNA. Its product is annotated as pregnancy zone protein-like. Lineage: Eukaryota; Metazoa; Chordata; Actinopteri; Cypriniformes; Cyprinidae. The coding region runs from base 90 to 326 and encodes 78 amino acids. The transcript has 4 exons. The record is from RefSeq and is a predicted model, not a curated record.
CAACAUUAGAGGGAUCAGCCAGAUCCACUGUUUCAGUCAUUGGAGACAUAUUGGGUCGUGCACUGAGCAAUCUUCACGGAUUACUACAGAUGCCGUACGGCUGUGGAGAACAAAACAUGGCUAUUCUUUCUCCCAAUAUUUACAUUCUGCAGUAUCUGGAAAACACAGAGCAGCUCACCUCAGCCAUCCGAGAGAGAGCCACCGGCUUCCUUAAGAGCGGAUACCAGAGACAGAUGAACUACAGACAUAUUAGUGGUGCAUACAGCACAUUUGGACACGGAGAUGAGAAUACAUGCUGGAGGAAACAGGCUGAAGCGUGGAUCUAGGUGCAGGAAGUUUAAUAAGAC